This is a messenger RNA of Aspergillus glaucus CBS 516.65, 303 nucleotides long. RefSeq lists its product as uncharacterized. The transcript is spliced from 2 exons. Bases 1 to 303 code for a protein of 100 amino acids. The record is from RefSeq and is a predicted model, not a curated record. Lineage: Eukaryota; Fungi; Ascomycota; Eurotiomycetes; Eurotiales; Aspergillaceae.
AUGGCUCUGCGGGCAAGAGAUGUGCUCCAGACGGUUCUUGAACACGGGCAUGGAUUAGCCGCACCGGGUAAUUUCACUCCGCACACUUCGACGCAGAUCCCGGCACCGUUUCGAUCACUCUGGGCACCAUCGGACGAUCAAGCGAACUUCAAUCCGUUCUCUAUGGGUCUAGAUCAGAGUAUACCGGGGUAUCCACAGGGGUCUUUUAACGCAGAAUUUCUAGAUGCAACAGCUGGUUUGAUGAUACAGAACUUCUUUGAUAGUACCGAUGAACGGCAAAAUAACUCAUGCAUGCCUGGGUAA